Messenger RNA from Dipodomys spectabilis (banner-tailed kangaroo rat), 3682 nucleotides. It is a transcript of the gene Sgip1, whose product is annotated as SH3GL interacting endocytic adaptor 1. Gene Ontology annotation, cellular component: clathrin-coated pit; plasma membrane; clathrin-coated vesicle. The record is from RefSeq and is a predicted model, not a curated record. Lineage: Eukaryota; Metazoa; Chordata; Mammalia; Rodentia; Heteromyidae. Gene Ontology annotation, biological process: clathrin-dependent endocytosis; synaptic vesicle endocytosis; clathrin coat assembly. Bases 127 to 2667 code for a protein of 846 amino acids. The transcript is spliced from 26 exons.
UCGCUGCGCUCGCCUUUCUCUCUCAGCAUCUUUCCUGGGAGCCCGGAGGUGAAGCCGCGCCAGCAGCAGCAUCCAUGGCCUGUCUUUCCGGACUCCUUGGAAAUUAAGGAAUGCAAUUCUGCCACCAUGAUGGAAGGAUUGAAAAAACGUACAAGGAAGGCCUUUGGAAUACGGAAGAAAGAAAAGGACACUGAUUCUACAGGCUCACCAGAUCGAGAUGGAAUUCAGCCCAGCCCACAUGAACCACCCUACAAUUACAAAGCAGAGUGUGCGCGUGAAGGAGGAAAAAAAGUUUCGAAGAAAAGCAAUGGGGCACCAAAUGGAUUUUAUGCAGAAAUUGAUUGGGAAAGAUAUAACUCACCUGAGCUGGAUGAAGAAGGCUACAGCAUUAGACCCGAGGAACCUGGCUCAACCAAAGGAAAGCACUUUUAUUCUUCGAGUGAAUCAGAAGAGGAAGAAGAAUCACACAAGAAAUUCAACAUCAAGAUUAAACCAUUGCAAUCUAAGGAUGUUCUUAAGAAUGCUGCAACGGUAGAUGAGUUGAAGGCAUCAAUAGGAAACAUUGCACUUUCCCCAUCACCAGUGAGGCGCAGCCCGGGUGCAAUUAAAAGGAACUUAUCCAGUGAAGAAGUGGCAAGACCCAGGCGUUCAACUCCAACUCCAGAACUUAUAAGCAAAAAGCCUCCUGAUGACACUGUGGCCCUUGCUCCCCUCUUCGGCCCACCAUUAGAAUCAGCUUUCGAUGGACAGAAGACAGAAGUUCUUCUAGAUCAGCCUGAGAUCUGGGGUUCAGGCCAAUCAAUUAAUCCAAAUCUGGAGUCGCCAAAGUUAACAAGGCCUUUUCCCUCUGGAACACCUCCACCACUGCCUCCAAAAAAUGUACCAGCCACUCCACCUCGAACAGGCUCCCCCUUAACAGUUGCACCAGGAAAUGACCAGUCAGCCACAGAGGCCAAAAUUGAAAAACUACCAUCCAUCAAUGAUUUGGACAGCAUUUUUGGCCCAGUGCUGUCCCCCAAGUCUGUGGCCAUUAACACUGAAGAAAAAUGGGUCCAUUUUUCUGAUACGUCCCCGGAACACGUUACUCCAGAGUUGACUCCAAGGGAAACAGUGGUAUCUCCAACAGCUGCAUCAGACAACCCAGCUGACUCCCCAGCUUCAGGCCCUCCUGGCCCCCCGGGCCCCUCAGAUUCCCAGGGACCUCCUGGUCCUACACGCAAUGUACCAUCUCCGCUCAAUUUAGAAGAAGUCCAGAAGAAAGUUGCUGAGCAGACCUUCAUUAAAGAUGAUUACUUAGAAACAAUCUCAUCUCCUAAAGAUUUUGGGUUGGGACAGAGAGCAACUCCACCUCCCCCACCACCACCCACCUACAGGACUGUGGUUUCGUCCCCCGGACCUGGCUCGGGCAGUGGUACGGGGACCACCAGUGGUACAUCAUCUCCUGCUCGACCAGCCACUCCCUUGGUUCCCUGCAGCAGUACCACUCCACCUCCACCUCCUCCUCGACCUCCAUCCCGGCCAAAACUACCUCCAGGAAAGCCUGGAGUCGGAGAUGUGUCCAGACCCUUUAGCCCACCCAUACAUUCUUCCAGCCCGCCUCCGAUAGCACCCUUAGCCCGGGCUGAAAGCACUUCUUCAAUAUCGUCAACCAAUUCCCUGAGUGCAGCCACCACUCCCACAGUUGUGUCAGAAGAUGAUGUUUUUUAUGACAAACUGCCCUCGUUUGAAAGGCGCUGUGACACGCCUGCAGAGAAUGAACAGCCUUCCCUCGUUUGGUUUGACAGAGGAAAGUUUUAUUUGACUUUUGAAGGUUCCUCCAGGGGACCCAGCCCCCUAACCAUGGGAGCCCAGGACACGCUUCCUGUUGCAGCAGCAUUCACAGAAACAGUCAAUGCCUACUUCAAAGGAGCGGAUCCCAGCAAGUGUAUCGUUAAGAUUACCGGAGAAAUGGUGUUAUCCUUUCCUGCCGGCAUCACCAGGCACUUUGCCAACAACCCAUGCCCAGCCGCUCUGACGUUUCGGGUGGUAAAUUUCAGCAGGUUAGAACAUGUCCUGCCAAAUCCCCAACUUCUCUGCUGUGACAAUACACAAAAUGAUGCCAAUACCAAGGAAUUCUGGGUAAAUAUGCCAAAUUUGAUGACUCACCUAAAGAAAGUGUCUGAACAAAAACCCCAGGCUACAUAUUACAAUGUGGACAUGCUCAAAUACCAGGUGUCUGCCCAAGGCAUUCAGUCCACGCCUCUGAACCUGGCAGUGAACUGGCGGUGUGAGCCUGCAAGCACUGACCUGCGCAUAGAUUACAAGUACAACACCGAUGCAAUGACCACUGCUGUGGCCCUCAACAACGUGCAGUUCCUGGUUCCCAUAGAUGGAGGAGUGACCAAGCUCCAGGCUGUGCUCCCCCCAGCGGUCUGGAAUGCUGAACAACAAAGAAUAUUGUGGAAGAUUCCUGAUAUAUCUCAAAAGUCAGAAAAUGGAGGUGUGGGUUCAUUAUUGGCAAGAUUUCAGUUAUCUGAAGGCCCAAGCAAACCUUCCCCAUUGGUUGUACAGUUCACAAGUGAAGGAAGCACUCUUUCUGGCUGUGACAUUGAACUUGUUGGAGCAGGAUAUCGGUUUUCACUCAUCAAGAAGAGGUUUGCUGCAGGAAAAUAUUUGGCAGAUAACUGAUAAAAUCUUAUGCAAGGACUUGGAAAAUUCCUUUGUGGAGAACUGUUAUAUAAGAAACAGGUUUUCAUUCUGGUUGAUAAAAAAGAAACCAGUGUCUACACUCUGGAUAUAUCAGCUGAAAGGUUGUGGUCUUUCAGAGAUAAUUUCCCUCACCCAGUACCAUGACAACCAGUCCUACAGUAUUUACUUCUAGCUGUAAUAUUGUUAAUGGUUUUAAAAUGGAAUUAUUGUAUUUGUAAAUUGUAUUCUCAUUCCAGUAAGACAGUUAGACACUUGAGUUCUAGCAUUUUAUCAUACCUGAAACGGAUGUAAUUUAAACUGUGGUAUGUAAAUUUACUAGUAGUCCUGUUGAAUGGCACAGUGCUUACAGACCUAGAUCGCAUUUUGUCAAUAUAUAAAAUUUAAAUAUAAUACUGAUUGCUGUCACAAAGGGGGUGCCACAUAGAAGAAACUUAAAGGGAACCAGAAGAAAAAAAGAACAUCUUUACUUUUCUUCAGUUCUUUGUAUGUUUUACGCUAGUGCUAAACAAAUAUUCUAUCUUUGGAUGUUUAGUGGGUUAAAUUCAGAAACUAUUUAAAAAAAAUUCUAAGGUUACAGCAUAUUCAAAGAAAACCAUUACUUACCACUUUUUAAAAAGCUUUUUUUUCAAACUGCAAAUUUCAUAAAAACGCAAACUGUGUAAACAGGGCCUCUUAUUUUUAUAACUUGUGUAAAAAGGGAAAGCAAUUCAUAUUUAAAGUUUAAGUAUAUUAAAUUAUAAUCAAGAGAGAAGAUGUUGAAAUCUUAACUAGUUUCCCCUUUCUCUACAGUUUAACAAAUGUGAAGGUUGCUGAAUAAUUGUCAGGCUAAAACCAAACCUGUGGUUUAAGGUCUUAAGAUAUUCCGUAGUUGAAAUCGUUAAUAACUUUUGCACAAUUCCUCUGAACAGAUGGUCUGUCUGUCUCACACAGCACAGAUGAAUGAUACCUUGUGACUUCCUCUUAACCCCUAGGAAUCAAAAUAUUGAGGAAAAGA